This is a messenger RNA of Dracunculus medinensis (Guinea worm), 1497 nucleotides long. Lineage: Eukaryota; Metazoa; Nematoda; Chromadorea; Rhabditida; Dracunculidae. The record is from the annotation of a GenBank genome assembly.
AUGUUUUUUCUUGGCUAUCGUGUGAUAAAUACUCGGAUUUAUACUCGGAUUUUGGUUCAUACCAGUGCAAAUGCGCGCUUGUUCAGUUCUUAUCUACCACCCCGUGGUGAUUUUUCAGUUUUAACUGAUAAAGAUUUAUCACACUUCGAGCGGAUUGUAGGGAGAACAGCAGUAUGCACUACUGGUAUUGAUGCUUAUAAUACUGACUGGAUGAAGCACUACAAAGGUUCAUCGAAAUGCGUACUAAUGCCAACAAAUGUCCAUGAGGUAUCGGAGAUUAUAAGACAUUGUUACGAACGACGACUUGCUAUCGUGCCACAAAGUGGUAACACUGGUUUAGUUGGAGGUUCUGUUCCUGUUUAUGAUGAAAUUAUACUAUCAUUAUCGAAAGUCAAGAAAAUUUUCGAUUUUGAUCCACAAUCAGGUCUACUGGAUUGUGAUGCGGGAUUUAUUCUCGAACAUAUAAACGAGAAACUAAUUGCAUAUAAUUAUAUGAUGCCGUAUGAUCUUGGCGCGAAAGGAUCAUGCAUGGUUGGAGGUAAUCUUUCAACAGCUGCUGGAGGAAUUAGAUUUAUGCGAUUUGGUCCUAUUCACAGUUAUCUUUUGGGUUUAGAAGUGGUAUUGCCUGAUAAGAAUGGCUCGAUAGUCAAUUUUGGGAGGAAAUUACGAAAAGACAAUACGAACCUUCACAUUCAUCAUCUUUUUGUCGGGUCUGAAGGUCAACUUGGUGUGAUUACUCGUGUUUCACUGGGUGCCGUAAUUAAACCGGCCAUCACACAAGUUGCUAUGCUAGGUGUAAUGAAUUUCGCUGACUGUUGCCAAAUUUUAUCAAACGCUCGAAAGUAUCUCGGUGAGAUUCUUUCAGCCUUUGAAUUAAUGGAUUUGGAUUCUAUGAAAAGUCUUCGUGAUAAUGAAUCAUUACAGAAUGUCUUCUGUUCUGAUCCGCCAUUUACUAUUCUUAUCGAGACUCUUGGUUCUGAUGAAGAGCACGAUCAUCAAAAAAUGGAUCGAUUUCUAAAUGAAGUUCUUGACAAAAAUUUAGCUAUUGAUGGAAUUCAAGCUAAGAGUAUUGAAGAAAUCGAUUAUAUAUGGAAACUUAGAGAAACUAUUUCACUUUCACUUAUGCGCGAUGGUUAUGUCUAUAAACACGAUAUAUCGCUACCUCUAGAAUAUUUUUAUAAAAUAACUGAAGUUAUAAGGGAAAAAGUGAAAAGUCAAGCCACUCGAGUGGUUGCCUUCGGCCAUAUGGGUGAUGGAAAUUUGCAUUUAAAUGUGACUAGCAGCGAAUAUAAGGAAGAAAUUUAUAACAGGUUGUAUCCAUUUCUUUAUGAAUGGGUAGUUAAACAUGGCGGAAGUAUUAGUGCGGAGCAUGGAAUAGGUCGUUUAAAAAAACCUUACAUGGUAUUCGGUAAGAUGUCUACUUGUUUACGGUUAUCAAAAGAACUAAAGACAUUUUUUGAUCCUAGACAUAUACUUUCGCCUUAUAAAAUGUUUUAA